AUGGGCUUGCAUGUAGACCAGCUCCUCACGGUGCAGCAUGACGUCCUCGAUGCCGAGCCGGGAUAUCUCAAUGUCUCGGCUGGAGAUCAGGUUCGGAUUCUGUACAUCGGAAGCGACGACAGGCAAGACGAGCACGGCUGGGUCUUUGGUUCGACGCCACAGUGCAAAGGGUGGCUCAGCGUCCAGAACUUGAAGCUUGAACCAGAGGAUGCGAGCGAAGCCAUCAUUGCCAAGCGAGGCGCACUUUCCAAAGGUGCUGGCUAUUUGCGCAUUCGCAAGGGGGAGCCGCUGAUCAUCAAACACGAAGAGAACGAGUGGCUGUUUGGUUGGUCGAAUGAGCAGCAGCAACAAGGGUGGUUUCCUCGUCUGGUCCUAACCAAGCCAGCUCCUCCACCCGAGGAGGAGUGGGAAGCAUUGCAAAACAAGCAGAAACCUCAGUGUGACCAGCUCGCAGCAAGUGCAGCUGCCAGUACGGAAGCUUUAGCAGGCCCUGAAAGUCUGCCCAGCUGGACAGUUGGCCGAAGAGCUCCAAAAGCACCAUGGAAUUAUGCAAUCAUGGACAACAGGAGAAGAUGUUUUUGCGGCUUCCUCCGCGCUGGGAAGGGUGGGAUCGAUGCUGAUACAGCCAAGCGCUGGGCAAAUCUUGUCAAAGACGGUAUUGAAGAUGCUGGUGGUUGGGACCGGCCCCAAGGCAACCUCGGUACUAUGUCGAGGUGUACGAAAUGGUUGGUCCGCAGCGGCUGCACCUGCCCCUAUCGAUAUGGAGGGGCCGUAGUGGAUGCCACACCGUUUCCACCUUUUAUGAACGAAUUGAUGGACGUGGUGAUGCCGCUCUGUGGGUUCCCGAAGGAGGAAGCGGAAGAUUGGCCUAAUAGCUGCAAUGUCAACCUCUAUGCUGAUGGAACAGAUUAUCUGGACUGGCACGCAGAUGACGAACCCUUGUUCGGCGGACGUCAUGGCGAUUGUUGCAUAAUUUCGCUGUCACUGGGGCAGGAGCGGCCCUUCCAGUUGCGGCUGACCGACUGCGCAGAUGCUGCUCAGCUUCGUAGGACUACAGGAAGUAUCCCCAUGCUUGUAGACCCCCACUGGCAGAAAGCUCUGCCGCUGUCUGCAGCCCUUCCGAGCACGAUCUCCGAUCGUCUUCCCGAACUUCUUGCGGUUUGGCAGUAUCACAUAGGUCAUAGCAUACUGUAUGCAGCAUACUGCUUAUCCUUUUUGCGAACCAUUAAAUUUCAGUUGUGCCUCUUCAUCCCGAUGCCUUUUGUGGGGGUGACUGACUGGCUGUAUGCCACAGCCCUGUACUUGUCACCAACAGGGAGUAAGCCCAUCGCCUGGAAGCCAGGUAAAGCAUGGCACCGCGCUACGAUCCGGGCUUGCCUCUUGAGACAAGACAGAUGGACGAUCACGGAACUCGUGCGAGUAUCAUGCUCUUACUUUGAGGGUGGCGGCGCUGACUUCUUAGCCAGACGACUAGUCUUGGGUCCACGGCAUAGCGACGAUCCGAUGGGAGGCGAGGCUCAGAUGAUCAUGGUCAAAGGCAAUACCGAAAGCCGAGAAGCUCCACACGAAUUUGACCAUUCAGACGGCAGCUAUGUUUGUGAGAUUCUGAACAACGAGAGGGCAGUCCUCAGGAAAAGCAGGAUCUGUGGGCGGGUCCUGCUGCUUGUUACUCGUAUGGUGCAGAGGGUGUGUAGCUUCAUGUGCCCCAACGGCAGUGCCGUGCUUUCGGUGUGGCAGGGCAAGGCGAGACUUCUGCGUUUCUAUUACGAUGUUGCUAUGGACAGGCAAAAGCACAUCGUGCAGACAGUCUUCCGCUUAGUCAGCACGAGAGUGGACGAGAACUGCUGCUGCUUUGUGGAGGACGAGUCCCUUUUCGGACCUGAUCACAAGAUCAUAUAUAGGCACUUCGCAACCCUGUAUUUCGUCUUUAUAGCGGACAGCGCUGAGAGCGAGCUCGGGGUGCUGGACCUGAUCCAGGUCUUCGUCCAAGUCCUCGAUUCCUGUUUUGAAAAUGUCUGUGAGCUGGACCUGAUCUACCACUUCGACCGGGUGAACUACAUCCUGGACGAAAUAGUCAUGGCAGGAAUGGUGCUGGAGACCAACGCUGAUCUUAUCCUGACGGCCGUCAAGGUUCGCACGCAUUUGUAUCCGAAAGGAGGGGUCAACCUUUGGUUUCUGAAUGCCCGCGCAGUGCCUGUGCCGGUGGAGAGCAGUGAGAGCCCGGACGGGCCACAAUGCAGACCUGGUCAAGGGAUCUUUGGUUGCGUUUUGAUGGACGAUGAUUUCGACAGGUUUCUAGAAGCCUCGAACGAUGACGAGGAGAGCUUUUUCCAGCCGACGUGGAAUGCAGCUUCGGCUUCCAGCCGGGACAUCCCGGGCCAUGGCCGCUCGCCGGUGAGAGGAGGCAGUCCUUCAUAUCGUGGAAAGUAUGCUGGUGCUGGUGGAGGAUAUCGUUCCAGCGAUCCACUCGCCAGCAUUGACCUCAGUUCAUUGCCAAUCCCGGAACGCACUGCUCCCAAAGCGAAAGUGAAGAGCACCGCUGCUGCAUCUCGGGGUCGUGCGGAACCUUCUGCAUCUCCAACGGUGCGCAGUGGCAUUCGCCAAUCCAGCGACCGUGCAACUACACCGUCAGCUAAGUCCGAGCCUGCCAAAACAAAGCCGUCUCCUACAGCCAACUCAGAUUCGGAGAGCUCGGUGUCUCACGGUCACAGUGAUGGCGAUGCGACCGGCACAGGAGCGAUGGCAUCGAUCUUCGCAAAUUUUAAAGCAGAGAUGGAACAGCAGCUGCGAGAAUCUGCAGAGGAGCAGAAGCGGCAGGAGGAGGAAAGAGAAAGGAAAAGGAAGGAGGAGGAAGAAAAGAGGAGAAAGGAAACAGAGGAGGAAGAAAAGAGGAGAGAGGAAGCAGAGGAGGAGGAACAGAGGAGGAAAAAGGAAGUGGAGGAGGAAGAGAGGAGGAAAAAAGAAGCAGAAGAGCAAGAAAGGAAGAACAAGGAAGCAGAGGAAGGAGCCAGACGCAGACGAGAAAUGGAGGAGGAAGCGAGAAAAACACACGAAUCAGAUCAGGAAGAGACAAGGAAGAAGGAAGCUGAGAAGGAAGAACUUAGACGGAAGGAAGAGGAAACAAGAAAGGAACGUGAAGUCGCAGAAGCAGAACUAGCGAGACUUAAGUUGGAGGACGAGCAUAGGAAAGAGGCAGAAACCCGCAGACGUGCAGAGGAACUGGAAGCGAAGAGACUUCGCGAGGAGGAUGAGCAAAGAAAGCGUGAGGCAGCCGAAGUUGCCGAAGCGGCGCGCAACAUGGAAGAACUAAAACAGCGAGAGCUCGAGGAAGCACAAAGGAGCGCACGAGAGCAGAGGAGACAAGCAGAAGAACAAGAGGCGAUGGAAACAAAGCGAAAGCUUGACGAGCGGAGGAGGAUUGAAUCUGAAGCACUGGACAGGAAAAUGGAUGAAGAACGGAACAGGAGUGAACGCAUCCCAAGACCUCAGAUUGAGAUUGGACAAGUGUGCACAACAGCUGAUGUGAAGGAAAAUGCUGCCAAGCGAGCUGAAGAUGCCAAAGAUCAUACGCAGGGAGCUUCCAAGGAGGCGAUCGGAGACUGGAAGGAAGUUCGGCAGGUCCCACAUCAAGUGCAGAAUGCGAUCUUUGACCUGGACAUCAAAAGACAGGAGAUUGCCGAGAUGAAAGACUUGCGCACGAAGACGAGGGAGGACCAGUUUUACAACGAAGAGGCCGCCCACCGACUGGUCUUGUUAUUUUUCUCCUUGCGUGCUUGGUCCGAGAAUUGUGAAGGAGGCCGUGUGCGCAAAGCUGGGGCGCCUGGUGCUUCAAGUCAGACGCAGGUGUGCCGCAAGUUUGCAGAAAGUGCUGCAGUUGCACACGACUGGGCUCGGAUGACGCAAGCGUUUGCUUGCUGGAGUCGCCUUUGUGCCAGCACGGCAAGUGCCGUGUUGGACCGCAAAGCACAGGACCAACUUGCUGCAGCAGCUCAACAAGUUGCUGACACAACUUGCAAGCAGUCCGUGCUAUUGCAGCAAGUGGCUCACUUGGAGCGAGAGGUGGCGAAAUUAAGCCAGGAAAGGGAUACAUUAUCGGGAGACUUGGAAGCUUUGCUUCACAAGGGGCUGGGAGCCGGCCAACCGAACUCACAAGAGAAGACGUCCGAUUUGCACGGUGGCCGUGGUGACCGAACUCAGAAGUUAGAAGCUGAUCUCGAUCUCGCUGAGAAGAUGCUGCGUGCUUGCGAGAAGGAGAACGAAAAUUUAGCAAAUCAAAAUCGCCAGCUUCGUCAAGGAGCUCGCUUACGGCGUGAAGAAGUCGAUGGAAGGCAGUUGCAACUGGUUGCCGAGUUGAAUGCAGCGAAGGCUAGUGCGGAUGCCAAUCCAGCCAGCAUGGCCCGACUUGUGGACCUGGAGCGGGAGCUUGUGGCAGUCAAGGAAAGGGCUGACGAACACGCAAAGGAGCUGGAAAGGUGCAGAGAGGCAAAGCGACAACUUGAGCGGGAAAUGAUAACGGGACCGUUGCCAAAAGCUGCUCACAGUGAGGAGCUGGAACAUGCCGAAGCAAAGCUUGUUCAAAGCCGGAGUGAGGUGUCAGAGCUGCAGGCUAAACUUCUUUUCUAUGCCCAGGGACAGCAGGAGAUGGAGGAAGACCGCAGACAAGUACUGCGCCUUGGCGAGGAGUUGCGAGCAGCCUUGGGCGAGAAUGCAGAGCUGCGCAAGCGGCCGGCAAAAGAAGCCAGCAAAAAGAUAGCAGAGCUUCGGAAACAAAACGAAGAGUUGCAUGAGUGCCUCCGAAAGCGGCAUCCCGACAGUCUCCUGGCUCUCAUCAAAGCUUGCGAGCCGCCUCCUGAAGAAAAGCGCAAGCUAAGCGAACUGAAAGGCCGUGUCGUGGAACUUGAAGCUCAACUUGCAGAGCAGGAUGCGUUGUACGAUCGCCGCAUCCGAGCACUCAGAGCGCAAUACGACCAUAUGCGGCACGAGUAUGAGCGACGUGCAGCCAUAAAUCGUGUGCCGUUGCCUGAGACAGAGGAGCCAAAGCGUGCAGCUCCCGACCGCGAGGCUAUCCUCCAAGCCAGAAUCAAAGACCUGGAACGGCAAGUUGAACACACGAAGUCUUACUAUCUCAGCAAACUACGCAAAAGAGAGCCGCUAGUCCCAUCGGGCAAGUCCAACAAGGCCACUGUGCCGACUAAUCCCAGUGGACAUGGAGCACAUCACAAUCAGGGAGGCGAUGCUCGACAAGUCCAGCAACUCCAGCUGCAAUUGCAAGCGCAAGAGGACCGCAUAGCAGAGCUGACAUCGGCAUCGGCAUCUUUGCGCAAGGAACCCUGCUCGAUGGUCUUCCUCCGCCUGCUUUUGGCAUCGCCAGAAGCACUAGCGCUUCUCGCGUUUUGCGUGAUCCAGCGCUGGCUGCAUACGGGCUCCGGAAACUCGGAGGAGGUACGGAAGCAAAUCCUGCAAGACGCAGAGGCCCAAGCAGGUUUGGACCACAGACUUCCUUGGAGUCAGCUCCUGGCUGUGCUUGGCCGUGCUGGAGUACCUCCUGGUUUGCUGGAUUCGAUCCGUCCAAGAUUCUGCUGCGUGGCGGCCGUGGUUCUGCCGCUGUGCCAUGCGGCAGGUUCCGAGACCAGACGUCAUCAGAUGGUGAUAUCAUCUUCUGGUAUGAGCGAUGUGGAUGCCGUGCAACAAGUGGUGAUGCGGCGGGAGGCUGGCGCCAAGGCUCAUGGCGUUGAUGCAGCUUUGGAGGAUGUGGACCUUUCAGCAGAUGCAGCCAAGUUUGAUGUCCGUUUCGGCAUCAAAGAAGACAACAAAGCUCGAAAGACCCAAAAUGAUUGCACAGGCCUCAAGGAAGCCAGCGAAUGCACUAAUAGCGAAGUGCAGCAGAGUGCUGCGGCCUGCGAAAGCCACAAGGCCCCGCGAGGACCCCAGUUCUAUCGAUGUACGUGGAAGAAAUCUGAGCCGAAUCAUGGCGAUGAACCUGCCGUGCCAGCAGAAUGCUACUUGGACGAGAAGGCUGGACCUUGCAGCACAUGGGGAGACACUUCAUCUACGUCGGAGUAG
Messenger RNA from Symbiodinium sp. CCMP2456, 6063 nucleotides. NCBI's taxonomy places the organism in Eukaryota, Dinophyceae, Suessiales, Symbiodiniaceae. The record is from the annotation of a GenBank genome assembly.